AAGUGCAUGAAUUGUUUGCUUGACAAACUGUUAUGGCGUUUGUGUUCUGAUACACAACGCAUAUUCGGAUCUGUGUUUUAUCGCGUAUAUUAAACCGACUAUAACAUGAUAAAAUUUCUGCUCAAAUAUAGCGAUGCUAUGGCAAAAAAUAGUCUAUAGUGUGAUGAGUGAUCGAUGAAUACGUAUAGCUAUAGGUUAUGUUUCCAUCUUUUAUUAGUAUUUUGGAUAUUCAAUCAUGGUGGGAAGUACCAAGUAUCGCGUAUUUUUGUUCCUUGUUCAGAACUGCUUUCAAUCUUCUAGAUUUUGACAUUGAAGAAUUAGAGGAGGCCUUGUUAACAGAUGGCACAGAAGAAACUGCGAGUUCGCUUUUGACAGAGUUAAUAGUUCGUUUAUUAAACGGCUGUUACGGCAGCAAUGAUAUUUCAGCGUUUAAUUAUCAGAUGUAUUUGAGACGCCUGUUCAGGCAAAAAUGUCAAGAAACCGGCCGCUACAAUCCAUUUAACACCGAUAUUGAUUUUCAAUUUUUGCCGCUCCGGACAAAGGUUGAAAUAUUAUAUGCAUUGUGUGACUUUCGCUUGGAUUCAGAGGAUGUCUUCGAACUAUUCAGAAACCUCGACUCAGAAAGUUUAAGAGUUGAACCGCUCGGAUGGGACAAUAAUGAUUCUGCUUACUGGUACUUCUAUGGGACAAGAUUAUAUCGAGAAGAUGUAAUAAGUAAGCCAAGGUCGAGGGGCAGGAGGAAAAGAGGUCGUGACGGCAAGAAGAGGGGGUGGUUCUAUGGUGAUGACUGGCUGGAUGAUGAUGUGUCGGUGCGAGUGUGGCAAGUGGUGUGCUUCACCGAGAAUGACUGGAACCACCUGACAGACAAGUUUCGGAGAGCAACCAGCAAGGUUGAGAAGGAGCUUUAUCGCUCUCUAUCGCAGAACUUUCUACCAGAGAUACCAAGACUAUUCCAUGAGAAGGAACGCUUGCAGCGAAAAAGCUGUCGCCCACGACAUCGGGAGCGUGGAAAUAAGAAAGUGCUGUUAGAACACGCACCGAGGCGUACAUCCAGCCGUGUGCUGCAGAAGAUCCAAGAGAAGGAGCGGGAGACAAAGCGCAGCGCUCAUGAGGCCAGGGAUAACGGUAGAAAGAUCCAAGCUGCACAGAUUGCACGGGAUACCAGGGCCAGGAGGAGGGAACGACUGAGGACUAAAUCCGCGUCAUCGGAUUCAUCUGACUCCAGCUCAGAUCGUGAAGAAAAAGAAAUGCCCCAGAAGGUUUCAAAAUCUAAGAAGACAGAAAAACAAUCGAAACAUUCAACCACUAAGCGAAAGGGCUCCCCCCCACCGGUGCCCCCAGUGAAGACAGGCAGAAAGACAAACAAUUCCUUAGCCUCUGCCACAGGGCAAAUUGUAAUACCAGACAAUGUGGAACCUGUUAAUAGUACCAGGAAGAAAUUAAAAACAUCACAAAUAUUUACUCAAACUGACGAAGAUGUCCAAAUUGAUAUGUACAAAGUGCUGGAACAGCUCAGUGCUCAUGAUGAUGCCUGGCCAUUCAUGGACCCCGUGGAGGAGGACUACGCUCCCAACUACUAUGCGGUCAUCAGACGCCCAAUGGAUCUACGUAAGAUGGAAGAAAGACUUGACUCCGGAUACUAUACGGACUUCAAUAUGUUUAAAGCAGACUUCAAAUUGAUUGUGAAUAAUUGUCGUCUCUAUAAUGGACAAGAUAAUGAGUAUACGACGAUGGUGGAUAAUCUCCAAGCGGCUUUCGAUCGCCUCACAGAGAAGUACAUUCACCAAGUUUCAUCAUCGGACGAGGAAAUUGCAGUGGAGUACCAGCUGCCGACGCCGUCGCGUAAACACAAGAUUAAGACAAGUGAAUCUCCCAUAGAGCACAAGAGGAAGAAAAUAUCUCAAUCAGAACAAGCUGAGCCGAAAUCCAGUUCCUCGGAUCAAGUCGAACUUGACGAAGAAGACGAGGAAGAGGAAGAACCAGAACCAAAUGAAGAGGAAGAAACAAAAGAAUCUCAUAAAAGUAAAAAGAAACGUAAAAGUCACCACAAACAUGGAAAACAUUCCAAAAAUCAUAAGAAACACUCUCACGAAUCUGAGCACGAAUCUAGAAGUCGACACAGUAAAAAACAUGGAAAAAACAAAGACAGAGAUGGUAAAAAGUCGAAGAGGAAGAAGAGUAAGCAUCAAGAGGUGGAGACAGAAGAGCUUAAGAGAAGCGAGUCGCGGGAGUCCCUGGAGAGCUCGAAUAGA
Messenger RNA from Papilio polytes (common Mormon), 2252 nucleotides. RefSeq names its product cat eye syndrome critical region protein 2 (gene dikar). The record is from RefSeq and is a predicted model, not a curated record. Gene Ontology annotation, molecular function: protein binding. The transcript is spliced from 11 exons. Gene Ontology annotation, cellular component: CERF complex. NCBI's taxonomy places the organism in Eukaryota, Metazoa, Arthropoda, Insecta, Lepidoptera, Papilionidae. Gene Ontology annotation, biological process: chromatin remodeling. The annotation marks the transcript as partial.